CGCGCCUCCACCGCCGCGGCCCCGCCGCUGCAUGAAGCGUGCUCGGCUCUGCUCGCCUGCGCCUGUGCGCAAACAGCUCCGACUGAGGAGCCGCCGCGAGAGCGAGCGCUGUCGCCGGGCUGCAGCGGACAGCCACGGAGAGUGAUGGCUUCUUCUGUAUUGUUUGACUGUGGCACAAGCUGCAGUGCCUAGUAUGUGCUCACAGAAAAAAAAAAGGAAAAUACAAAACACCCACCAUGUAUAGUGUGGAGGAUCUGCUGAUUUCUCAUGGAUACAAAGUGCCCAGAACUGCUGCUUCAUCAAACGAGAGCCGAUAUGCUGAUUACCACCAUGAAAUCAAAGAGAACAGGACCAGUCAUGGAACAGCAAAUGGGUAUGAAACAGACACAGGGGUCUACGGCUGCAGCAGACAAGUACCAGCAAAAGGAUAUUUCAGUGACAAUGAAAGCAAAGAAAUCAGCCAAAGGAGAAAAGCUGGCAGCGGUAACCAAGGUGACGCGCGGCCGGCGGGCGAUUUUCACACCACACGUACAAGAGUCUUUGAUGAACCGGCUAGAGUUUAUUCCUCCCAGACGAAAACUGAGAGGGAUGUGGCUUACUGGAGAAGACGGGGCCAGGAUUUCACGAUUUUAUUGGAUUACACAGACAGCAGGGAGCCAAAAACAAAUCAUUUUGCAGAAAGGACAAGUAAAGACCCCGGUCAACAUCCAAUGGAUGAAGAAAGGGAAAGGGAUUGGAGAGAAGAUGAUGGCUUUUUGAAGCAGAAUAAUAUAGUAGCAGAUCAGUGGAGAUUCACAAGCGAUAGAAAGUGGCAGAGCCUUGGAACUGACGAAUGGACCCCAGCUGUUGGUCUAGGGAGACCAUUUUUAGACAAUGAUGGGGACAAGUUAGCACAGGGCUUAUUUUACCAGAGAUGUUCCGAUGAUGCUGCUAAUGUAAAGAUAAAAGGGAAAUCCCAAUCACUUCCUAGAGUCUUAUCCCCCGAUAAUCUGCAGUACGUAGAGUUGUCCAAAGACGACGUCGAGCAGGUGUUAAAAGGAACGAGCAAUAAAUUUCCCGACGGGACCUCCAGUAAGGAGCAUUACACUGAAAACUGUAAGUCACUGAGUCACGCUGCACUUUUGCCAAAGCCACGAUUUGGCAGGCCACUCAAGCCUCCUUCAUAUGAGACACACCAGCAGCUAAGAAACAGUUCAGAAUUCAUUGCUGGAACUCAAGAUUCAAAGCCAAAAGGUACCACGGUAUCCAAUUUUGCAAAGAGCAGGGAAACAAAAAGUGACAUUUUUGCACAGGAUUCUGCGGGUUCAAAUUUGGAGCCUCCGGUUUAUGUACCUCCUCCAUCUUAUAAAAAACCUUUGCAACCAAAAGGUAACCAAAAGAACUUUAUUGAAGUGCCUAAUCCUAAAGAAAGGAUGGAGGUUCAAAAGGUCCAUGUAGGCAAGGACACUGGGAAGUGUCCAUCCUGGGCAGAAUAUCAGAAAGACACAGACAUCCCGAGCAGGAAACAGAUGUAUCCUUUUUAUAAAGAUGAACAUUUAGGAUGUGUACAAUAUAUUCCCUUUGAUGAUCCGCGUGUUAAACACUUGCCCCCUGGAUCAUGUGAAAAUUUGCUGAGUAACUCUACCAGUAAAGAAAAUCUUGCAGGUAAAAUAGUAGGACAAUCUACACAAGACAGUGCCUUUAUAAUCCAAGCGGAAUCACAAUAUAUCAUGCCCGGUGAACUACCUACGUCUAAGAAUGCUAAGGACAUUAAAUGGCAAAAUGCUAUUCAGAAAGGCAAUAAAGACUCUGCAAUGUCUGACCAAAGCUCUGUCUUUUAUCACAAAGACCCUUCAAGCUUUGGUCAUAGCAGCAGAUCAGCACAGCACAAUCAACAGCAAGACCACGAAUGUUCUGAUACCGUAACCCAACUCAAAAAGUUUGAAGUGGAAGGAAAGCCAGAGAAUAAAAAUCCAAGACGGAAAAAGAACGAAACGAUUUUCUGCCUGGUUUCCAUGCCAGUUCAUUCGCAGCCUGACAACGAGAGAACAGAUCAGAAUAACAACAAAAGUAACGCGGAGCAAAAUGCUGCAGGGAAACAUCUGAGAAACCUUCAGAGCCAGCAUCUGCUGAGCACCUCCUCGACAGAUUUAGAGUUACAAUCACUCACAGGGUCCAUGAUAAAUUACAGAGGCAUUAGGAAACCACAGUCGGGACCGCCGGAGGGUAAUUAUAAGGAGGUAGAUGAACUUAAGCCAUGCCAACCAAAUAAGCAUAAAGAACUCAGAUAUUCGGGAUCCUGGCCUGGAGAUCAGUAUAAGGACCAGCAAACUCAGACAAGCUUUACUGAACGGCCCAAAGGUGCCAUAAUGAGUCAAGCACAAAAUCCAAAUCAUUCCAUCGCUCAGACAAAAGAGGGAGAUUUCCCCAAUAAAAGUAAUCCGUUGAACCAUUAUGGGUAUCCCAUGAAAGGGCAAACGUUCUUGAGCCCCUCUAGCAACAGUGCGUUUUCGUGGACAACCAAUUUUUCUAAUCAGGUAAAUAAAAAUUCACAACAGAAAAGCCAAUCAAUGGAGAAUAACCUUAUAGACAGGAAACCUAUCAGGGGGAGCAAGCCGGAACCGAAAAGUCCAUCCAGUGAUGGAAAAGAGGCUUUCGGUCAGUUUUUGCUUAAACCAGUUAGCCGUCGUCCCUGGGAUGCAAUUGGGGAGUUGGAAAGCUUCAACAAAGAGCUUCAAGAUCAAAUUUGGACCCAGAUAGAAAGCAAUGAGUUACUUGAAAAUGUUGGUAUGGCUGAAGAUUUUACGGACUCUCGGACAGUUAUUAACUAUAAGCCCGCCGAUGUGCGGACAGAAAUUCCGAGUCAAAAACAAGAACGGUCGAAUGUUCUUAGAAACAGUGGAAAGAAAGGUGUCUCCGAAAAUGGGGACCCUAGUAGAAAUCCUCAGAAGAGACCCAAAUUUCCAAAUCUCGGCAGACCAAUUAAACAAGACACCCCCUUUCCAAGGGAACCCGAGUAUGUAGAUGUUGACUCUGUGUGCUGGACCUCCCUCGAGGCAGCCACCGUCAGACAGUUGCCCCAGGAGGUCUUAUCCAGUGCGACAAAUUACAACCAAACACAAAAGAAGCAGAUCAGUAAGUCCACAAAGGAGGAUGGAAACGGUUUAGAUGGUCAUUACAGCAAUGGAUUCAUGGCAACUGAAUGUGUUUACAGGCUACCGGCAAAAAUCAGUGUAAACGGCUUGUCGGUGCUCCGUGAAAAGCUAGGUGGUCCUAUUGGAGAUGACGAGGAAACUAGCCAGUGGAUCAAAAAUUUGACCCUAGAAGAUAAAUAUUUGGAAGAAUUGCAAUCAAGUCAUGCUUCAUUGAUCCACCCAAAGGCCCUAGCAGCUCAAAGUGAAAAUCUUAAUGAGUUAUUUGAAAUAAAAUGUGCAAAGGGUAUCCCAGAAAAUGAGACCCUAGAAGCAAGAGCUGCGAGAAUUCUUGGGAUUGAGGUAGCAGUUGAGAGUUUGGGUGUCGCAGACCAAGAAUAUAAAGAUACAGAGGCAGACAAACUGAUGGCAACUAGUGAAUCUGGUGGUGGAAAGACCACUGCCAGUGUGAAAGAUGGGCUGGAAUGUGACAAUUGGAGGUCAGGGUAUGUCAGUAGAGAGGCGGAGGAAUUGUGUUCAAAUGAAGAUGAGGAAGAUAAGGAAAAUAAAAGAACUGAGGGAAGAAAUGAAAGGGCAACCAGCAGUGAGACUGAAACGAGACGUACAACAGUAUCUUUGAAACAUCUGCCUGGUACAGGGGAACAAAAGGCGUGCACAACAUCUGUCUCUGAAAGGAAGAGUCGAGUCCCAUCAAGGAUGAUUGAAGCUCUUCAAGGAAAGCUGGCCACAUCACCAAGUCGAACUGUCAUGGAGCGCAUCGUGAGGAUGAAGGAGGUAGACUCUGUGUCUCGCAUGAGACGACUCAGCAUCAAGAGCUCCGACUCUGGCGAUGAAGGUGAAAAUGAGAAGCCAACUAAACAGCAGCAGGAUGUGGAGGAUGUGUUGUCCUUUUUAAAUAUACAGGAGACAUUGAAUAACGGCUCAAAAAGAGAUGGCACUGUAACCAGGAAGACUAUAACUCUUACCCAGGAUUUUUCAGUACUCACUAGGAGAAAGGUGCAGAGAGAUGAUGAAGAUGGGGUGUUUAUCUCAGAAUGGUAUGACCCCAGCCGAGUUGAGAGAGUCUGAACCAGACCAGACCAGACCAUGACUGAAAAGCUAGAAGUCCCACUACUGUUAAAGAUCAGCACUUCCUGCGACACUGUGAUUGGGCUUCCUUCACUAUUGCCUUCAUUCCAUCCUUACUAUCAGGAUUGCCUUUCUUCGACACGAGCAUUGUUUAUACUGUAUGCCCUAAAUAUGCUAUUUCACUGCCAUGAAGAAGUAAUUUCAGAAAGUUCCCCAAAGUUCCACGUGGUUGCUAUCUAUGAAGCCCUUUUUUAUUGGUCAAAUCUAAAAUAUAAAAAGGCCCCAGUUGUUUCUGCCAAGGUUUUAUCAAGGAAAUAACAUUGUUGGAUAUUUCUUUCUGUGAGCAUUUACAAAAAAUAUCAAUUAAAAUGGUGUUUUCCAGAGAUCACAGCAUUAAAACAAAGUUCACUUUUCUUCUGGCUUAUAAGUAAUCAUAAAGCUUGUGUAUGUUCUUCUCACUUUCAUUUUCAGUAUUGUAUGUUGUAAAUUCUGUACGGUGCCUAUUGCAGUAGCUGAACUGGGACAACGUACCUAUUCACUAACCACACCAACUGGACAGAAUGAGUGGUUUCUUCUAAUGUGCCACCCUUCUUCUGUUCUUAUUUUCUAUCCGUCCAUCCAUUGACUGAACCAGGCAGGCCCUGUAGCAGCAAAGAAUCCUUACUCGUCAAAUGUGUCUCAGAAUUACUCCUAGGAAUUGCACAAACGUUUGACUAGGAUAAGAACUUGUUCUACCUCAGAGUAGGACAUGAGAAGACGUUAUCCAUUCGCAGUGAGGAGUUAAGAGUUCACAUUCUAGAAUGAAUGACGUCUGAAUUUUACGGCACCAACAAAUCGCAAAAUGGCGCUCAUGAACGCACUUUGUAGUGUCCUUGGAAAUCAUGGUGACAUAUUAUUAUAAUAUUAAGACUGCACCACAAAUAUAAUAAUAAUAUUUAAAGGGAUGCAAUUAAGUUCAAAUAAAAGGUUAAUACUAUCUGAUGAAGAACUUGUGUGUUAAAUCAGGCCACUUCGCAACGACACCAAGAAUAAUAUCGUAACAUGCACCAAGAUGGAAAGACUGCGGCACACACCAAAUGUGAGUUAACCUCGAUUACAGGCAGGUUUAUUUAACAAUAAAUGAUCCACAUCCGUACUUCCGGAAGAAUCACCGUUCCGCUGUUAUGGCCACUGGAAACACCCUGAGGAAUAACGACUACUGAAACUAGCCAGUACUGUUUCUGAAGUCACGUUCACUCUUACAGUGUUCCUGAUUAUGUGACACUUUGAUCCCCCCUUAUACUCAGCUGGACUCUAUUUAUUUAAUGAAGCGCAUGGAUUCUUCGUGUAACUGGAGCUAUCAUGUGACAUCGAAGAUUUAGUCUUAUAUAUAAAUGUCUACGCAUGGAAGUGUGUGUGAGGCUACAGCAUGAAGCUCAAACAAAGCGACUCUGUCACCAA
Messenger RNA from Polypterus senegalus (gray bichir), 5639 nucleotides. It is a transcript of the gene jcada, whose product is annotated as junctional cadherin 5 associated a. Gene Ontology annotation, biological process: positive regulation of blood vessel endothelial cell proliferation involved in sprouting angiogenesis. The transcript is spliced from 4 exons. Bases 237 to 4199 code for a protein of 1320 amino acids. NCBI's taxonomy places the organism in Eukaryota, Metazoa, Chordata, Cladistia, Polypteriformes, Polypteridae. Gene Ontology annotation, cellular component: adherens junction; ruffle membrane. The record is from RefSeq and is a predicted model, not a curated record.